Messenger RNA from Pomacea canaliculata, 4152 nucleotides. RefSeq lists its product as uncharacterized. Gene Ontology annotation, molecular function: RNA binding. Lineage: Eukaryota; Metazoa; Mollusca; Gastropoda; Architaenioglossa; Ampullariidae. Bases 1465 to 2991 code for a protein of 508 amino acids. The record is from RefSeq and is a predicted model, not a curated record. The transcript has 8 exons.
GCCCCCUAACGGCCAAACAACACCCCCCGGACUGCAGUGGAGAGACAUGAUGGUGCUGUACGUGAAUCGAGUCAAUGACGAGUCGGGUAUGGUGACGGGGAUGAGAGAAGCGGGUAUCCCAGUGCGGGUGAUGAAGGAUGAUGACAUGGAGGACGUGGUCAGGGUCCGCAGGGAUGUGGUGUGGGUGGCGGAUGGAGAUCUUAUUCGUGGUCUGGAGAGAAAGGUGGUUGUUUGUCUGCAGUCUCAUGGUUAUUACAACUCGCGAUUCCACCUCAUGUCCCGCUGCACGGCACAACUUGUGAUUGUCUCUCCUGACUAAUUUCUGAAUUAUAUCCCCACACUUCUCAUCUGUUUCAUUUUCAUAUCUCUGUUUACAUCUUUAUUUUUUGUUCAUUUUUUUCAGUCUUUUAUCAUCAUAUUAACAUAAUUGGUGUAAGAAACUAUUGUAACUUAAUUGAUGAUUUUUUAACAAGCAUACAUUGUUUGAAAAACUUGUACUUAUGUUGAUAUACUUAAUUUUUUAUACUCAUGUGCAGAGACUAUUGCAUUUCUAUUUCAUGUUGAUUGAUAUUACAAUCAUGCAUGUCUUGGUCAAGGAGCUGUCAUAUUUGUAUUGCUGAUGGCAUUAUUCCUCCUUCGUUUCCUGUCAACAUCAGAAACAUCCCCAAAUGCAGCAAAUAUCUGUGCCGCAAUGAUUAGUCAUUAGUGAUUGACUAGUUUCAAAGAAAGACCAUCUACUUAAUUAAUGACUAGUCGCUCUGACAUGUAACAUCAUGAAGGUCUUAGAGUGAUUGGUCGUCUACUACGUGGUUAACCAAACAAGACAAGGAGCAAGCGAUGAAAACACCAAAAACAGAGUUUAUGAACACUUGUCUUUCAUAAUAAUCUGUGAAAGCUCAACAGUUUUUCAGCUAGUCGAGCAAUCUUACCAGUCGUUUAUUGAGAGUCUUUUAUCUUUUUCAUGGGUAUGCUGGUGUCUUCAUUUUUUCUGUCCAUGAUAGAUAGAUAGUGCAGCCGCUCUACCUCAGAUGAAUUGCCGGUGGUGGUGGUUGUUUGUUGUUUUAUGUAAAUCUCACUUGCCCAUAACUUCUUUUAUUUUCAUUUGAUCCUAUUUUUAACUGUUGAUAUUUUUUUAAUGCUGCACCUUACAACGAACUUUGUAUCUAAUUUUAGUUCCUUUACUUUUGUGACUAAUACACCUUGCCAUGUCAUUGUCUUUGUUACACUGUAAACACCGUUAGUGGGAGUUGUGAGUUGAAUGGAGUCGGUCUGACAUGCGUGAGGAACCCGAAGAUACUAAAUAUGUUCUCUACAAACAACUCACACUACAUCGCAGCUAAAAAUCCACCGAGGGAAGACGGAUAUUGAAGCCAGGACCCACAAUACACAAACAGGUGUAAAAGAGAUGUGCAGCUAUAGGUCAGCCUCACGAGUGUGUCUCGAAACAACAUAAGACUGCAGGUGAUGGAUGAAAGUGGCACACGCGAAAAAGGAGGUCACAGAGGAGGUGGUGGAAGGGUCAAAGUUUACCUACAGGCGGUGACUGAUGACCAGGCUGAUCUUCUUACAGAUGCAGAAAUAUCGCGCGAACUUCAAGAACUGAUAACGAGGUCAGGCGCUGACAUAGCGUUUGAUGCUAACCCCUCACCUGUACCAGGUAUGAAGAUUAUCAUUAUCCGCGGUGUUCCAUCUCAGAUCGAGGCCGCAGUCAAGAUCAUCUGUCUGAUCACUGCGGAUGAGAAAACAUCAUUGUCAUCACAAGCCCAGGCAUUCUGGAUACAAUGGGUUGAGGCCGCCUUCCCUGACCUCCACUCUCGCGCCUACUUCCUGCCUCCUGUCUACUUCAACCGCGUGCCGAUGACUAGACAGGCGGUUGCUGGUCAGAACCGUUUGGUUCUUCAAUCAGUACAUAAACAGUUUCGAACCCACACAACCCUAGAUAAACAAUUUAGAACACUACUGACAUCGUCCAAUACAUAUAAAAUGUCAAACCAAGAAAGCUCAAACUUAAACGAACCAACGUCAGUUCUCCCUGUUGUUGAUUCGACUCCCAUUCCGCAGCCAUCUUCUGUUCAGGAAUGUGAUCUCAGAGAUGAUGUAGCCAUGCAACGAGUUCUUUUCUGUCUUCAGAAGCUGUCAGAAAAGACAGGAGAAAUUUUGGUAGGAAUCAGCCAGUUUUAUUUCGGACAAUACCUGGGUAACCCAUGCUACGCCCCGGCGGCUGCACAGUUACCCUCACCCGUCAACCUUCCAUCAAGUUUUACACGGAACUGGAGACAGGGGGACUUUGAUAUCCUUAUUAUUCACCGACAUUACGGCUUUGUAGUCUGUGAGGUGAAGGCCGUAGGUGACAACUUGAAUGAACUCGAUGUACCAAAGGAGAGUAUAGACAACAACAUCAGGAAGAAACUAAAAGACGCCAUGAGACAGCUGGACAAGGCGGAGGCCAUGUUGUCUCACCUGGUGUCCGAUAUCGCUGCCGGUCUGCGCAUCACUAAGACGAUCGCCGUCCCUAAUCUUACGACUCAUCAGGUACAACAGGCUGUCUCUGAAGACUUACAGCUCACACAGGACCUUUGUAAGUGUCUGGGCACAACAGAUGCGACCAACAUCAGUGAUCUCUGUCUCUGUUCCGACCAGCUGUCUGAACCUAGCACACCAUGGGACGUUAACACGAUGGUGUUAGAGAAACUUGAGGACUGGUGGAAUCACAAUGUGUCUGUCUAUGAGCAUGAUAGUCACAUGACCAGCGACUUGUACAAAAUAUUAGUAGCUAGAUUCUGUGGUCCGGCGACAUCAGUGACUGUCCCAUGCACGUCUGCCCCACGUCUGAGUGUCAAGACCCUGGGUCAGGCAGUGUCAGCGACAGGAGAAUGUUACACUGCUGUAAUAACUUUAUUCCCGGAGCAAGUUGACCUGCUUAACAGGGCGACUCCCAGACUCUUUGUCACCGGACCUCCAGGCACAGGUAAGACUUGGUGCUGCUGCUGAUGGCUAUAGAAUGGUUACGAUAUGGCCACGACGUCUACAUUGUGAUUUCCUGUCCUGAGAGUCGUGCAGCGUGUAGGAUGCUGUACUACCUGCUGCGGCAGACACUGAAUACGCUCAUCACUCAGACGGCAGAAAGAAUUAAACCUGGUCAGCUUUACCUCCGGCAGUUUCGUGAGAACCUGGAUGAGCAUGUGGAGAGGAUCGUGAACGACUUGUCGCAGGUGGCUGAGGAAGGAUCGUUGUACGUCAUCGCUGAUGAAGUGGGAGCCAAGUUCAAGACUUUCUGUGACAAGCUGCUGAGACAAGUUCCUCUUCUCCAUCUUUGGGCGGCAAGUUGUUUCCAUGGAUACGCACCCGCCGACUGGGAAGUGGAAUAUUUAACCAGACCCCUCCGCUCUCCACCGCGCCGUCAUCAGGAAAGUGGAGAAGGACGAAAUUAUCACUGAGGGCCAUGUCCGAGAGUACAGUCUACGAGGUGUGCCCGACCACACAGACGGCCCGCCAGUCAAAUAUUUGUAUCACAGAGGUCAGGGUCACUCCAGUAAACGGCAAGUUGACUGUGUCACGUGCGGUCAUGAAGUGGCCAACUUUCUGCACAGUCUCCGAGUUGGUGUUACGGAUGUAGUCGCGACGACAUCUACGACCGCAAACUCCACCAGUAGAGGCACAGCACCACCCUGCCUGCAGUGGAGAGAUGUGUUGGUGUUGUACCGCGGUGACAUUAAGUACAAGCCGCUUAUGAUAAUAGUUUUGGAAGACAGAGGUGUCCCAGUGCGGAUGAUGACGGCUGAAGACAUUGAUGACGUGGCCACAGCCAGUAGUGACGUGGUGUGGAUGGCAGAUGGAGACCGCGUUCGUGGUUUGGAGAGAAAAGUCGUCGUUUGUCUGGAGUCUGGUCAUGUGUUUUUCUCUCUUAACCUCAUAUCCCGGUGUACAUCACAGCUUGUUAUCGUCUCUACCUAACCCAUAACCACCUAAACAUCAAUUUAACUUCUACAGCUGUCACCUUGUGUCUGUCUCUCUGCAAUCAUCUCCAUGUUUGCCACUUGUUUGUGAAUGUGUGCGUGCCUCAACAAUGACAACCAGAAAUUUAAUAUCUGGCAAAUAAUAAAAAGAUAUCAUUCCAAUGCUAUUAGUGUUUUAUCUGCCAAUAAACUUAAU